Cucurbita pepo subsp. pepo (vegetable marrow) is the source of this 1735-nucleotide messenger RNA. RefSeq names its product transmembrane protein, putative (Protein of unknown function, DUF599). The record is from RefSeq and is a predicted model, not a curated record. NCBI's taxonomy places the organism in Eukaryota, Viridiplantae, Streptophyta, Magnoliopsida, Cucurbitales, Cucurbitaceae.
UCGUUUUUCAUAUUCGUCUUGCCCGAUCAAAAAUAGGCGAUUCUUGUUCGAGCGAGCGACUUGGAUCUGAUUCCGUUGUCUGAGAAUUGAAGCCUCUCGAUAGGAACUACUCGACUGGCUUUUCCAGGAAGGAUCUGGUUUGCACCUCCUUUGCUUCAAUCUCAGUCUAUCUUAUUCGGGCCUCCUUUAGCUUAAAUGGUUUAGAGAUAGCGAUUAUCAGAAGCGAGAAGAGAAAGUUGAGUGUGGAGCUGCAAUGGAGGAGGCUGCUAUUGAUUUUGUGCUGGUGCCACUUGGUCUCGUUUUGUUGACUGUCUACCACGCAUGGUUGGUCUUUAUCGUUAUUCGGCAUCCUAGGCGGACGGUCAUUGGCCUCAACGCCGAGUCCCGCCACCAAUGGGUGCUUUGCAUGAUGUCUGAUCCAGUGAAGAAUGGUGUUUUAGCUGUUCAAACAAUACGAAACAACAUAAUGGCAUCUACACUUUUAGCCACAACAGCAAUAACUCUCUGUUCGUUAAUUGGUGUUUUUGUGACCAGCUCAUCGGACACGAGUAAUGCAAAACUUCAUUUAAUUUAUGGCAACAAGUCUGACCUUUGUACUUCAAUCAAGUACUUCUCAAUCUUGCUAUGCUUCCUUGUUGCUUUUCUAUGCAAUGUCCAGUCAAUAAGAUACUAUGCUCAUGUAAGUUUCUUGGCCACCGUUCCUACAUGGAGAGAUCAAGAAGACUCUAUUCAAUAUGUUGCCAGAAACUUGAAUCGAGGCAGUUUCUUCUGGUCCGUUGGCUUGCGAGCAUUCUACUUCUCAUUCCCUCUCUUCCUCUGGAUUUUUGGGCCAAUUCCUAUGUUUGCUUGUUGCUGCAUUUUGUUAUGUGUUCUCUAUUUCUUGGACACAACUACCAGUUUUACACGGAAGCUUCACACCCGCUCACUGAGGGACGACGGUGACAAUGCUCGUCCCGAAUCAACUCGUCAAGGGUCGUGUUGAAAUCUCAUCAUACCCAUGAUCUAGGCAGUUCUAUGAAUGUAUUAACAUAUAGUCAUUAGAAAUAAUUGCUUAAGCUGAUAUCCUGAUGGUUGAAGACAGCAUAGUUGAUUAACUUGUCUAUAUAGCAAGUUUGGAAUGUAAUAUAUUUGAAUGUGUUUCUUCCUAAUGCUUCUAUUUGAACAUCUCUACGAAAUGAAUACGUUCGUAUACGGUUAUCGAUUCAAAAGAGUGAUUACUUCUUCAUCUUUAUCAUGUUUCCAUUACAGGUAAAGCUAUUGCUGUUAUUUGGUAACGUUUUGUCUCAUAGAAUUCACUUAAUUUGUGCAGAACAGUAACAUUUGCUUUUGAUUGUGGAAGCACAAAGACAGAGACAGAGACAGAGACAGAGAGACGCCAGGUAAGAUGAAAAUAACAUAACAGAAUGUGUUUGUUUGUAACAAAGCAAUGAUAUGGCCAAAUGCAGCCAUGGAAGCUUUGUGGUUGACAACACUGUGCCACAGCGCACUGCAGCAGCUUUGGCAGAGCCAAUAAGGUGGCGUUGACAAGCCCCCCUCUGCAGUGCCAAACACCUUCUAUGUGAUUCUGACUCGACAAUGUCCAUUUGGGGCUGUCGCUCUUAUCACCAUCUCCAAGCUAUAUUUUCUGGAGUGGCCCAAGAAUAUUAAUAUGUGCAAGUCUUGGAGUGGAACCACGCUGUUAUUGGUGUUGUUUUUGUGGCGUUUGCCUUAGAUAAUGGAGCACUUUUUAUUUUUG